ACGGGUGCUCGGGACCAACCGUCAGCUCCGUUGUGCGUGCGUGCGUGUGCGAAACCGAGACAGCUACAUCCCGCAGUGACAUUUGCCAGCAGCCGGAGCGAGCACGCAAGAGCAACAGAAAACGCGAGAAAAAACAGGGAGAAAAAUAAAAUUUCAGCAGCAGCAACCAGCGCCAGCACCGUUCGUUUGCGUCUCGGCUGUGUACACGCGCGACUUAAAAAAGCUGUGAGUGAGAGUGUGUACUGAAAACCCGGCGAUAACAACCUCCCCGUUUUCCCAACCCUCUACUCGAAAUCCUUCCAGCGUGUUUGCGUGUGUGUGUGCGUGCGUGCGUGAGUGUAUGUAAUCGCGCGCGUUUCGAUAAAACGGGUCCCGGUGCAUCCGUGUGUAUCGUGGUUCGGUGCAUUACGCGCGUGAAUUUUUGGUUUUUCGUCCCCCGGUGGUAAUCCUCCCCCGUGGUCAUCGCAGACCGACGUGUUUUGUGUGUUAGUUGUACAAGAAACGUAUCAGUGAAAAACGCAGGAUCAGUGAAAAACGGAAGCAGUAAGCCCUCCCAAAAAGCACAGCCACCUUGACUGAUUUUACAAUACAACGGAGCGUCUCUGCGUGGCUGUGAGUGUGUGUAACGCGAAAGUGCAUUACAAGUUGCAGCUGUGGUGAAGAUAAACGAAGCAAGCAACUGGAACACGAAAAAACACACCGCCACGGAUUGGCUUCACAGCUUCACAUCGGCGUAAUCUAAUCCCGAUCGGAUCCCGGACGUGCACGGUGAAGUUUCAUUCGGGCACAACUCGGACAAAGACGCGCACCGGCUUGACAGAGGCUACGGGGCGAGCAACCGGACGAGAUAAAUCGUUGUUAUUCUUUUCUAAUUAAGAAAUUGAAAAGUGUAACGCAGCCCGCAAACACAUGAAGGACGUUUGUUCGGCCGUGUACGAAGACAAACAAGAGCUGUGAGGAACGGACGAAGAAAAAAAAAAGCAAGCGAGAAGUACAUAACGCAACACAUAAACCUCAUUAAAAGACAACAAACACUGCGAGACGAGGUAGAAACAGAAAGGCAGGAGAGUUAAAAAAAACAGCUAGAAGAAUCGAAGCGCUACAAGACGCGUUAUCACUAGCGGCCGUACGAAAGCGGCAGCAUUUUGAACCAUUUGGGUGCUUUAAUCAUUUCUAUUUGCGCUAAAGCCACCGAGCCUAACCGCCGGCCACUUGUCUGCUUAUUUGUUCUGGAAAAAGAACUCCAUCCUGCGAGAGAGACAUACCGAGGGAGAGCGAAAGAGAAACAGACGCCUUGCGAACGGUGAAAAUAACGCAAGUUAAGAUAAAUUUCUUUUCUUCCUCGUCGAGUACAGCGAGGAAAGGCAUUUGACGUUUGCUCAUCCCGACGCCAGAGACAAAGGAAGCGGACCUCAGCAACCUACCGAUCCCCGAUCUCAUCUCAGGAGUGUGUAUUCAUCGCUCGGCAACGAAACCGGACCGUUCCUCGCCGAUCCCUUCAACCCCGUCAAACAUAUACACACACAGAGCAGCAUGGGCAAGCAAAACAGCAAACUGAAGCCGGAGGUGUUGGAGGACCUGAAGCAGAACACAGAAUUCUCAGAUGCUGAGAUACAAGAAUGGUACAAAGGCUUCCUGAAAGACUGCCCGAGCGGUCAUCUGUCGGUGGAGGAGUUUAAGAAAAUUUAUGGCAACUUCUUCCCCUACGGCGACGCCAGCAAGUUCGCCGAGCACGUGUUUCGGACGUUCGACGCCAACGGUGACGGUACGAUCGACUUCCGGGAGUUCCUGUGCGCACUGAGCGUUACGUCGCGCGGCAAGCUAGAACAGAAGCUGAAAUGGGCAUUCUCCAUGUACGAUCUGGACGGUAACGGAUACAUCUCCCGACAGGAAAUGCUGGAAAUUGUAACCGCCAUCUACAAAAUGGUCGGCUCGGUGAUGAAAAUGCCGGAAGACGAAAGCACACCGGAGAAGCGGACGGACAAAAUCUUCCGCCAGAUGGACCGCAACAAGGAUGGCAAGCUGAGCCUGGAGGAGUUCAUCGAGGGAGCAAAGAGUGAUCCGUCGAUCGUGCGGCUGUUGCAAUGUGAUCCGCAGGCGCAGUGAGCAAUUCCAUGCUGAAACAUGCUCCCUACACCUACACACGCAAGCAACAGUGCACCUCAACAGACAAAACAGACACAGAAGCUUGAGGCAGAAACGAACAGCAAACACUACAAGCGCAACUUCCAAAAAAACACAAACAAAAACACACAAGAUAACAAAUAUCCGACACGAAUUGAAACAACAACGUUCAGCAACACUCUUGUACACACAAACAACCAAACAAAAGCAACAAAAGCGUAUAUACAUAUACAAACAUAUAAAUAUACCUAUAAUUUCUCCUUACACACUCAAACUUAACAUUUAAAGCAUAUAAAGUACGAGUUGAUAUGAAUCAAAACAAAACAAAACAAAAAAAACAUCACGCAAAACUAGCUAAACUCCAUCAAAAUUCCUCAAACGUUUUAAUAUAUAUUGUAAAUUGAGAUAAACAGCAUAGUAAGAGUGCAUCCGUGUAAAAUUGAUGAUGUGAAUUCGUACGAAUUGAUUAUUAAUUAUUACCGCCAGCUAGUACGGAACGGAAGGUUAACUAUUUUAAAAAAACAAAACAAAAAAAGAACACACGGCAGCAUUAACGGCUGCGACAGAUAAUUGUAAUCAAUUAAAGGAAACGUUAAACAUUUAUCCCCAUUUCUUUCUACUUCUUGAUCGAAAUUUUUAUCUGUCCAAUGUGUGUGAUGUGUGUGUGUGUAUGUGGUUGCGAUUUGAUCGCAUAACCAUACAAAAAGCAAACUUAGACCGCAAAGAGAGGUCAGAUAAUAUUACAAAAUUUAUUGUGCAAAAAACAAAAACUGUUACGCACCUGCAAACGGCAAGGUUGUCCUGUAUGAUUUUGCCCAUUUCUAGCUUAAUUUUUGCAUUGAUUUACUAUACACACAAUGUGAACAUUUUCACCCUUUAAGCAAUGCGAUAAUGAAGUUAGUUUAGGAGUAAUUUUUCUUCCUAUAUAUCUCAUCGACUAAUUGAGUAAUUAGUAUGCUCUUACGUACUGUUUGGAUAAUCUCAGGAUACACGAAUUUCAAAGCACAUACUAGGUUAGAUAUUGUUCGCUCUAACGUGCGAGGUUUUUUAGUUUUCGUUCAAUUAUUUCAUUACAAAACUGUAUCGCCAUCACGUGCCACCUUUAAUCAACUACAUUAAAACAAACAAUAGCAAAUCGGGGUGGGCCAAUGUAAUGACACGCAACACAACACAGAAAACGUGCAAAACUUGUAGUUUUUUUCUUCUUUGCUGUUUCCUUCUCUGUUCGGCGAUGCUUUCUUCGUUACAUUGAGUUGAGCCAAGGCCGAUGCUUUGUACACUGGACAGGGAAGAGGUACGGCAUUUGUAGCAAGACGGUACGCGUGUGAAUGCAGCUCCAGACAUUACACCGGCUAGUCUAAAGAAACUAACAAAUAGUCUUUUACCUCUUCACACAGCACAGCAGCAUGCGCAUUGUGGUCCGAUUAAGCCACCACUGUCAACGCAUUAGGUAUAUACUAUAGUAGUCAAUCGUGAUGACUAUUGCGUUAGCAGUAUAUUAAUUCAUUUCACUGUGGUUUCGAUCGAUGCUGUGCUGUGUGGUUAGCGAGAACAAGCAAACAACAACUACAACAAAAUCGCAAGCUUCGCAUAACUCAACUCAACCACAAACAACGAUCACGAAAGCAUCGCAAACAGAACGAAUCGCAAAAAGAAAAAAGAAAAGCGUCUAAUGAAACAAUAAACUGUUUGUGGAACACAGAAAGGAACAUCAGCACAACACAAGCAAUACAACUCACACACACGAACACACCAUCACGCAUAAAUACUGCUAGCAACAACAAAAACAAAAACAGAUAAAUGGAAUUUAUCGCUGCCUCCGCGAAUUCACCUAGCAAAAACAGAAAUGCCCGAUGGAUCAACCAGUGUGCAGUGAGAAUCGAAUGCUCAAGUCAAACUCACUCACUUCGCUCACUCACUCACUCACUCAACGCAAAACCGGUAGAACACGUGUGGGAAGUAGUCCUAGUACGCGUCAGUAUACGGACGUAAAAGGAAAAGAACUGUCAAAACUGUCAAGUGUGUAGUACUCACGAAACAAUCGAAUGAACGUGUGUUUGAGUGAAAGCGUGUGAAAACAAACAUCAUAGCUCCUACAGCUAAGCUUGUCUGUAGCGACAGAGAUAAAGCGGACAGGAUUAACAAACAAAACAAGAAAAAAAAAAACUGUACGGAAUUGACAGCUACUUUUUUGCGUAUCGAAAACGCAACCAUACCAUGUGUACACAUGGUAGUGAGAACACGAGUCGUGUGAAAGCCUAAACCCGUAGUCCAAUCGUAACGGGGUGAGUAGCAGGAAAAAACAAAUAGCCACAACAGUUCAGCCAUAGAAUGUUCGAUUUGCAAACACGUUGAUCUUCCGAUUAGUGCGUAACGCGGAUGCUAGAUAGCAAGUUGCGUAGGUUUUAUUUCAAAGCUCCACUCCGUAUACACGACUGGCUGUAUAACCCUUUCCGCUCCGAAAAAACAAAAUACCAAACAAAAACAAAAACAGAACGCUAUCCACACUCAACGGCCGAAAAGCAUUUCGACGAUAUUUCCACUCGGAAUUCAAUAGUUUGUAGCUAUACUUCUUGCAACGUAUUUGCUACUUUCUUUCCCUCCAAGUGUUGUAUUAUCUUACGCGUGUAGCAAAACGAUGAUUUUACACAUAUUCUUUUCAUUUUUCCUUUCCGUCAUUCACACCGCACCAUUCACCGUUGAGCGACUGAGGCCGAUCGCCGUAUAUCAUAUACGUGAACAUGGUUUAUUACUAUUUUUAUAAUAAUUAUUAUCAUUAACUAUAUUAUCCCAGCUGCUGAUUUCUCUAUGCAGGCGAAUGGAUUAAAAUCCGUUAAUUUGCAAUUUACAUUAUUUAUUAUUGUUAGCCACGCUACGUUGACCGUACACGGUUUUAGAUGCGAUUUCAUCUGCUCCUUUCUCAAUUAUUUUUUUUUUUGUGUUUUGCUGCAACGAUAUAAUAUUUAUGAUUUAAUCAUUAUGUGCAAAUGUACUACACGUCGAAAUAACAGUGAGUUUGUUGAGCUUUAAACCUUUAGAACCCGUUUAGUUCGAUGCUCCAGGUUAGGAUGGAUUAGGUUUAAGGUAUUUCGUUUAUUUUAAUUUUUUGUUCUCUUUGUUCUGUUUCGCACCAAUGUACUUUAUGCUUUUGUUUUGCUGCACCGUCAAACCAUUUAGAUAUUACAAUUCGGUUGCGCUCUUGGUAUUUCGAACCGGAACGAGAAAUAUUUAACUGAACAGAUCUGAGAAAAAAGAAUCCAUUGAGUGUAUCAGCGAAGCAACAAAACACAAUUUAUAACGAAUUUAUGAAUUUACCUCUCGCGUAAUCUCUACAUAUUUAGCAGUUUUGUUUCUCUCUCUCUCUCUCUUUGUCUCUCGUGAUGAAAUAUCCAUCCUUUCUCUCUAUCUCUCUCAGACGCGUACACUGUAAUGAGUAGAUUUCCUUUUUGUCUUUUUGCUUUUGUGUUGUAUGCUUUCGCUUUCUAUAUACAGUGGUUAAAUUUAAAGAAAAAAAACGUCAACAACGCAGCAAAUGACAUUUUAUGAACGGGUGUGAACCUCCACAUUUCGGACACAGAAUCAACCAAGAAAGGUACAUUAUUUCGAGUGCAUACAUACAAACAUACAGCUACACAAUUGUUGAACGGAUAGAGAAAUAUCGCGAAUGGUACGAUCGUAUAUAAGUUUGUACAGUCUCUUUUGAUUAUUAUACAUUAAAACUUUUUAUUUUAUUUAAAGCGUUCUGCUGAGUGUUGAUGCGUUUGCUUACCGUUAGUUUCGUUGCUUGAAACUUUAUUUUACUGUAAGAAAUGAAAGAAAGAUUGUGUCUUUGAUUUGCAUUAAUUUUUUUUUCUUUUACGUUUGUUUUCAGUUACUAGUACUAACCCCUCGAAUUCCAUCGUUAAUGAGAUGAAUGUUUCGAAAAAGCGAAAAAUACGAUUUAUAUUUUUCAAUUAGAUUUCCUAGCUAGUGUUUCUAACUACAUAUACUCAUCACUAAAAUUCAUUAACGAAUAAGCGCAGUUGAAAGUGUAUACAGCAAGAAGGAUGUGCGUUCAAUCUUCUACACUAAAUCUAUACCUGUUAGUUGAGUUGUUUCUAGUUAGUAUUCACUAUUCACUUGAUUGUAACUCGUAGCAUUUCCAGCUCUGUCUCUCUAUCUUCCCUUCUUAGCAAAGCAUUGUUACAAACACGAACGUUAGAACAUAUUUCCAAUGGCGAAAGGAAAGAACAACCGCAAAAAAAGGAAACGAAAAAAACAUAACAUUUACGUAGAGCUUUUACAUUAUAACAUAUCGAUACAUACGUACCGCGUGUUUUUUCCGAGUGUUCCUCCUUCUUCUACCUUAUCUCUUACACUUACGAUCGGUUUGAAGCCGUUCGAUAACAACAACAACAAAAAAGUUCAAGUUUUAAUCAACGUAGAAGAAAUUGUUUUAAUCUCGGCUGCAUCACUACCAAGAACGGGACAAAUUUUUAACAAUUUCCAUUCUGUUUAGAAUAUCUCUCGUCUCUCAUUCUCCUUCCGCGGCCUAGCAUGAAGAAGAAAAAAAAGUUAUACAUUUCAAAAUCAUCAUAUUUCUUCCGUUGUACAUCAUUUUACUUGUGCUUAAAAACCUAGCGAUUUGAAGACCCCUUGACACGACUAAUUUUCCCCCAUUUUAGAACUUUUCUUGUUGCUUAACAUUUAUACAUUUUGAAGUAUCAUCCAUUUAAAAAGAAACGAAAAGAAAGACAGUAACGUUAAUCAGCAAGCGUCUUACGAUCGGCAUACAAAAUAACCAAAAAACGAUAGACGAAAAGUAUUGUAUUGCGUAUAUUCGAACAUGAUUGGCUACGUUGCUACGUUCCGUGCAGGAAUUACAUUUUGUCGUGAGCGAAAGAGAGUUAAGUAUUUAUAUAAGACAUACAAUUGAAUUGAAUGUACCUCCAGAUAUGAAGUUGCUAUAAACAAAAACAAAAACAAAACACGCUAGUUAAGCAAAGCGACAGCGACGAAAUUGCGCUCCAUCGCCUAAAUAAAUCGGGGACACAAAUGGGCCCUGCCAGAAGCUAGGAUCAAUAAUCAAGGAUCUACCCUUCCUGUUCCAUCAGGAAAGAAGGAAUGAAAAGCCUAAAAUGAAGUACAUUAUUAAACGGGAAAAGAAUAUUACUACUAUUAUGAUUGAAACAAACAAACAAAACAACAUAUAUAAUUAAGUAAACGAUUAUGAUGAUUAAACUACUAAACAACACAACAACGCGGUGACAUUUGAUUGACGUUUUAGGACACAGGUGUGAAAAGGGGCGUGUAAAUUGAAACGAUGGAAAGCAAAAGUCAGGAACAGCACUAGAGAGAAAGGAAAGGAAAACUCUUACCGUGUCAUUCACUUCUACAAAACAAACGAACAAACAAAAACCGGUGGGCACACAUGAAGUUUGUAUCGGUGCGACAGUUUCGCUGUACGUGAAGGCAGUACUACAGUAGUAAAACGAUUAAAGAGAGCAAGAAACUGAGCCUAGUACGCUAGCAUACCGCCGGAUGAAUUGUUAAUAUAUCUUUACAUCACCCGGAAGCCCGGAAAUCAUGGAUGGAAAACCGAACAGAAAAUGCAUAAGCAAGGGAAAAGGCUACUAAGCAAGCAAGCAAACAAACAAACAAACAAACAAAUAUAUAUAUAUACACUUAAAAGAGAGAAUUUAACGUAAUAAAGUUAAUGCAGCUAGAGAAGAAUACAACUGACAUAGAUAAGCAACAAAAGAAGCACACUUACACGCGUGCAUGCACACCACAAACACAUACAUACGCACGACAAAAGCACUGCGUAAGGAAGCAAAUGAAUUGAGACAAGUGAUCAAUGAUCAACUGCUCCCCCGUUGCAAGUUUUGCAGUAUGCGUGUAUGUGUGUAUGUGGGGGUGUGUGUGUAAAUGCAUUUAGAUAGUAUUUUGGAAGUAACAUUAGCAAAUAUGGUGUAAAAGAGGGCUAGCAAACCCACAGGCUCUACAUCUCUACAGAACGAUAGGCAAGCCGCAUCCAAAAACCGUGUUGAAAGGAAAAGAAAGUAAUCAAUGGAUCAAACCGAAGGAAGGAUACAAUUUAUCUCAAGGCAGGCGAAAGCGAGACACAACUACCUGAUUUAUGGAGUGCACCACUAGCUGUUGGCAACAAAAAGAAAACUGCAUUAUUCUAUAGUUUAUAUAUUGUCCGAUCCAGCGUGCGGGAAGUGAAAGAGAAUUACUCGAGAACUAGUGUAAACGAAAGUGCGACACCUGCUUUUCCGGCAUUGGGCAUGACCGGAACGGAUGCACAAUAUGCAUGGAAAGAGGGAAGCAAUAAGUUUAGGAUUGUAUAUUUUUCUAUCCGGAAGAAUCUGCGCUCUUCUAUCUGCUCAUUACAUUUAAACAAUAUUUUACACCGGAAAAGAGUGAAACUAUUCAACUUUUAGUUUACUUCAUAUUAAGCUAUUUAUUUUACCAAACUUUCGUUUGUUCUCCACCCUCUCAACAUACAUAAUCUACACUUGUUAGAUAGAUAGGCGAACGACAUUAAAGUACUACUCUUGAACUCCAUAGUGUAUACUCGAAACCAUCUAUGACGCGUUGUUUAAGCUCGAAGGAAUUUUGGGCUGGCUGUGACAAUUUGCAGCAGCCAUCGUUUUCCACCAUUUUAGACAUGGCUACCGUACCGUAGUACUAAAAUCCUCUCUCUCCCUUUAGCCGUUUCCUCUCCCUUCUGGGUCUGCGUGUUAGAGCUGUUGGGCCCACCGAAGCGGUACUAACCUUCCAGCUAAAAUCCAAAAAUUCCGCUACAAAACUAACAACAAAAACACGUUAAGAAAUGUUUCUCUCACUCUCUCUCUCUAUCUAUCUCUUAAAUCACUUGACAGUAAAAUAAGCCAUCUUUGCAUGGAGCAAGAGUUAGUAGAUGUAGUGCAAAGUUGAUGGCCUGUUAUGCUAUAGAGCCAAACGGUCAAACAUUUAUGCCCGUUAAGCCACGUAACGAAACAGUUCCAACAGUAACAACAGAAAAAAAAGAAAAUUAAAACAAUUUAAUCCAGUUUUUCGACAGUGGUAAGUGGUAAACAGAGGGUCUUUAAGCGGUAUUGAUAGUAGCGAUAAUGGAAACAGAUCUUAAAAUCGAUAAUAUCCACCUUUUUGAUGCACAACUUCGUUUUACCACUACAUUUUACCUGUUUAUCUAUUAUUGUUCAAAAAAAAAAAGAUGAAACAAACAACAACAAAACCUUUAGUCUUAAUGCAAAUAAUGCAAAGCGGGAUGCAUCGGUGAAUGGAACAGCAAACAUUCAAGUAACGGACACAACAACAACAAAAAAGAAAAACAAACGACAAAUAAAAAUCAAAUAGAUACCUUUUUGAAGCUAACAGAGUAAACAAACGAAAAAAAGAGAUAAGAAAAAAAGCAUACAUACAAUACAACUAAAACGAUAUAAUCCCGUCUUAAUGGACUUUGCCUAGUGAUUUAGUGAAAAAAAAAACAAAAA
Molecule: messenger RNA, 9605 nt
Organism: Anopheles funestus (African malaria mosquito)
Lineage: Eukaryota; Metazoa; Arthropoda; Insecta; Diptera; Culicidae
Gene: Nca
Product: neurocalcin homolog
Exons: 6
Coding region: 1534-2106 (190 amino acids)
Molecular function (GO): calcium ion binding
Source: RefSeq, a predicted model, not a curated record